AUGGCCGAUGCAGACAAAAUAGUGGUGCUGGGUUCUGACAAGCCCUCCUCAGAAGCCGUGGCCACCUCCCUUCGCUUCGCCGGUCCUUCUCAGUCCGGCUCGUUUUCGCCCGCUAACUAUGGGAGCGAAGCGUCAUCGGGUCCGUCUGAUGGAAAGCCAGAUUCACCAAUCGUGACGUCCCCCGUGUCUGAAAGGAUAAAGGCACUGGAGGCCCUGGCAGCAAAGAAGGAGCCCGAGCCCAAGACCGAUGGAGGCUUGCCUCACUUCAAAGAGCGCCACUAUGAAAAGUCUCCUACUGAGGCGCCGGCAGAGACCACCUCACCCUUCCAGAAAAAAGGAGCCUCCACUGAUCAGGAUUCACCAGAAUCUCCAUUUGAGGUCCUGGGAGAAGCACGGCAAGGGAGUGAGUUUGAAGAUACUGCAGAGUGGAUGAGAGCUCACUUACCCCCUGUGCCUGACUUUGAGGACAAAGUAGAUUUAAGCAAAGAUGCUCUUGUAUUAGAGAAGGAUGGCAAAUCCCAGGAGAUAAAAGGGGCAGAUAAAGUGGUAGCUGAUGUUCCAGAGGCGUUUGCGUGUGUCCCUGAUGCUUUCAUGGACUCUCCCAUCGAAGGGCCUAAACUUAAAAAUGUGUUCAAAGACCCAGCGCAGCAGUCUAGCGUUGAGGAAGAAUCUGAAUUUGACCUGAGCUUCCUACCUACAGCGUACAUGACAGACACCCAAGGCCCCCCUGACCUUGACUCAGAGCUCCCUGCCUCUCCUGCCCCUCCUUCUGGUUUUGACUCUCCCCCUCAACCCCCUCCUUCUGACUCUAACGAGAAGGACUCGAAGACCAAGCAGGCCCCAUGGGGUGGUGAGGUAGUCGAAGUCGACAGCUCAGGAGACUCUGAUGACACUGUCAUUGAGGACGCAGCCUCCAUCCUUGCUCCCUCCAUCCCUGCGCCCUCUUUGACAAGCGAUACUGCACCUGCCCCCAACCCAUCUGUUCCCUCUCUCCCUACUGAAGAAAAGGAAACCCCGCCAGCAAAGCAGCCAAUGCGGGUCCCUACCAUCAAUGUUAUUGAGACAGACGAGCCGAAUUACAGCGAUGAUGAGAUGGAGAUGGAAGUGGAGGAGGAGGAAGAAUGUUCUGAAGUUGUGAAAGAGACACCAAAAAUCCCUGAGCCACAACCAGAUGUAACUAAAAAGGAAUCGUCCAAUAUUCCCCCCUUAGAAUAUGAGGGUUACUCUCCUCCCUCCUCUCCUGUCGACUCUGAUGCUGAAUACUCACCUAAACACAAGAUCUUGAAAUCUGAAUGCGAUACAGAUAACCAAAAGACCACAGCAUCUAAUGAUGGGAUGCAAAGUGCUGCUGUGUCAAAGAGCUCAACUUAUGAGGUGUCACAAGCUCAGAAAGUGGAGUCUGACAAAUCAGAGACCCCCAAUGAGUCUAAUGAAAAGUCUUCCCCAUCCACUGCCAAACCUUCUGAGAAAACCGCAGAGAACAUUUCAGACUUUCCAGACUAUGAUGACGAUGACUGGUCAACUGACGCACAAGAUAUCUUGGUAAAGUCUAGCUCUGCUAACGUUACUGUUCAGGAUCCUCCACUUCACCCCAUAUCCAAGUUUGAAGAGAAGCCCAUGUCUGAUAUUAAAGAGGAUAAUAUGCAGACAGUUGAGUUUUCAAAAUCCAACUACAUGCAGGAUGACACAAUCCGUAAAUCCGACAGACAAUCUUUUGAGGAUGAAGAUGCACUGCCACCCACGGAUGACACCAUUGACGAUAAAGAGCUGAACUUUGACAAUGUACCAGAGCCUUCUCCCUCCGAUCCAACCUCUCCGAUCCAUAUCGAAACACUACUCCCUCAAAACAAUGCAACUACCAUGAUCUCAGAUUUGGAGAAUAUCACCUCGAUGGAUGAAGAAUCCUUCCCCAAGCCAGUCGGGGGCCAGCCUUCUCCCAGGAAGUUUCCCAAAGAUCCAUUCUCCUCUUUCCAGAGCGAACCGCCUGGUAACACCAUGGAGCCCAAGACUGAGAAGAAACCUAACGAUGACAUCAUGGCAGAUAGCAUGGUCAACAGCAAGACUCUCCCACCACAGGAAGCUGGGUUGGAGAAGGACAGUAAAGCAGGACACCAUUCACCAGACAAUACCAGUGACCCAGAAAGCAUUGAGCCGGACUGCUCUGUCUCUGGUGCCACAGACAGCUUCGUCGAGUUCAUGAGGGAGUGCCUGAAGUCACGACAGGACGAAGAUCCAGAAGACCUCCGUCAAGGUCUCACAGGCAAGGAUGCGUGUCUUCAAACGGGCACUCCUCCCUCCCAGUCCACACCAACCAUGGUUAUGGAUCUGGAGCAGGAACGCCUCACUAUCAAAGCCCUUAAAGAGUUAGGCAGCAGCCAAGAAGAGGAGGAUGACCUUCAGUCUAGUAUCAAGGCCUCUGAAAAAUCCCAGUCUUCCUUCACCUCAACAACCUCCGACCAUCCUUCUCCCCAAAACAAACCUGCGUCCGACAGCGCGUAUUCCAAAGAGGUAGAGGCCAUCGACGUGUGGGUGGCCGAGGCCUACCACCUUGCAGAGCAUGUCUUGGCAGCAAUACUAACGCACUUGUCAGGUAACAUGAAUUCCCUCUGGGCUCUAUGCCUGCUAACCUCACGCAAGCAUAGCACAAUGACCACACUCUUCCCCCCUCUCACUUGCACCUUUCUCCCAGCUUGUGGUCCUCCUAUUCAAAGUGUGAGUACACUAACUAUAUAACACAUGGUUGCAUGUGUCUGAGAAUCUGGAUAACACCAUUUAGAUUUUUAAAUUUUUUCUGAUACAGUAUUACUUAUGUGCCAGACUGAAAUCUGGCUCUUACAGUCAAGCCUUCUGAAGGUCUCCACGUUCACAUACCGAUUGCAGUUGUCACAUAAGUAAAGGGUCAAACUAUAUUGUACUGGGUGGUGUGUGUGAACAUGUCAGCUGUAUGUAUUCUAAAACGAUCCCCUCCCUGUUUGAGGCUUUGACCCUGUCCUACCCCCCCCCCCCCCCCCCCCCCUCCCCACUACUUGGUAGUAAUCAUGGUCGGACAGUGGGUGGUGGGGAGUUCAAACAUGGUGUUCUGGUGUCUGCUUGCAAUGCCCCUGGAUGUCAGGUGGAACAGUCGAUCCACCAGUGUUGGGUUUCUGCUUUGGUGCAACUUUCCACACUACACUGCACUUACACAGGACAGGCGACGAUCAUUCCAGAGACGCAUUUAAGGCGCAGACUUUACUUAACCUUUUAUGAUGGUCAUCAUUCAUUAUUAUCGACGAGCUGGAUUGGAUGUUACAAAAGCAUGACCAGACGCCCUAGAGGAACUGCAAAAAAUAAUAGCUUAAUCGUGCUUUGUCCAACUCCUCUGACUAACGUUGCCAUGCCAGUGUGAGUUGGCAAAAGCACAUACAGAUGGGACCAGGCUAGGGGGCAUUGCUCCUCUUAUUUUGUGUGACAAAUGUCACUAGGCUCAGAGGCAGAGUGCCAACCACAGUAAUUAGCUAGAUGUCAUAAGAGCUUUUAGUGCCCUUUUCGUCAUCUCCUCUUGAGCCUUGUCACAGCCCUCCCACCCUCCCUAGAAUAUUAGAUUUUUCUUGUGACCUUCCUUGAUUUUAAUGGUGCAAAGGACACAGUAAAUACACGUUAUAUACACUGAACAAAAAUAAAACGCAACAUGUAAAGUGUUGGUCCCAUGUUUCAUGAUCUGAAAUAAAAUAUCCCAGAAAUCUUCCAUACGCACAAAAAGCUUAUUUCUCUCAAAUGUUGUGAACAAAUUUGUUUACAUCCCUGUUAGUGAGCAUUUCUCCUUUGCCAAGAUAAUCCAUCCAUCUGACAAGUUUUGCAUAUAAAGAAGCUGAUUAAACAGCAUGAUCAUUACACAGGUGCACCUUGUGCUGGGGACAAUAAAAGGCCACUCUAAAAUGAGCAGUUUUGUCACAACACAAUGUCACAAAUGUCUCAAGUUUUGAGGAAGCGUGCAAUUGGCAUGCUGACUGCAGGAAUGUCCACCAGAGCUGUUGCCAGAUAAUUGAAUGUUCAUUUCUCUACCAUAAUCUGCCUCCAAUGUCGUUUUGGAGAAUUUGGCAGUACUUCCAACCGGCGUCACAACCGCAGACCAUGUGUAACCACGCCAGCCCAGGACCUCCACAUCCGGCUUCUUCACCUGCGGGAUUGUCUGAGACCAGCCACCCAGACAGCUGAAGAAACUGUCUGUUUGCACAAACAAAGAAUUUCUGCACAAACUGUCAGAAACCGUUUCAGGGAAGCUCAUCUGCAUGCUCGUCAUCUUCACCAGGGACUUCACCUGACUGCAGUUCAGCGUCGUAACCGACUUCAGUGAGCAAAUGCUCACCAUCGAUGGCCACUUGCAAGCUGGAGACGUGUAUUCUUCUCUUGGAUGAAUCCCAGUUUCAACUGUACCGGGCAGAUUGCAAACGGCGUGUAUGGCGGUGUGUGGGCGAGCGGUUUGCUGAUGUCAAAGUUGUGAGCAGAGUGCCCCAUGGUGUCGGUGGGGUUAUGGUAUGGGCAGGCAUAAGCUACGGACAACAAACACAAUUGUAUAUGGCAAUUUGAAUGCACAGAGAUACCGUGACGAGAUCCUGAGGCCCGUUGUCGUGCCAUUCAUCCACAGCUAUCACCUUAUGUUUCAGCAUGAUAAUGCACGUCCCCAUGUCACAAGGAUCUGUACACAAUUCCUGGAAGCUGAAAAUGUCCCAGUUCUUCCAUGGCCUGCAUACUCACCAGACAUGUCACCCAUUGAGCGUGUUUGGUAUGCUCUGGAUUUAUGUGUACGACCACGUGUUCCAGUUCCCGCCAAUAUCCAGCAACUUCACACAGCCAUUGAAGAGGAGUGGGACAACAUUCCACAGGCCACAAUCAACAGCCUGAUCAACUCUGCGAAGGAGAUUUGCCGCGCUGCAUGAGGGAAAUGGUGGUCACAACAGAUACUGACUGGUUUUCUGUUCACGCCCCUACCUUUUUUUUUUUACCAACCGAUGCAGUUCUGUAUUCCCAGUCAUGUGAAAUCCAUAGAUUAGGGCCUAAGGAAUUUUUUUCAAUUGACUGAUUUCCUUAAAUGAACUGUAACUCUUUAAAAUCUUUGAAAUUGUUGCAUGUUGCCUUUCUAUUUUUGUUCAGUGUAAAAAGCUUGAAUAUGGCUCUUAUCUGAGCUUCAUCUAGUUUAUAUAUCACAUCUGCCAAUAUAACAUGCCUUAUCAAUGCUGCCAUUAUUACCUACUGGCUUACAAGAUGUUACAUAUACUCUAAAAACACACUAGGUCACAGCUUACUAUACAUUUUGUGUAAUCGUCGUCUGUGAUUUGAUUUACCCCAAGGCAGAGUGGCCCUCUAAUUCUAAUUCACAGUGUAGAAUUGAAGCAGAUCAGCUCCCCCCAAUAGGGGACCCCUUCCGAUGCUAUGCCCGCUCAGUGCAAACAUGAAAUCCAAACCUGACACACAUAUAAACUGGUAUGCAGACAGGAGUGAAGGCAGGAUGCCUGACGCAUGGACUCAAACAAACACGUUCAUGUGCUGCGAGCGUAACCUACACCACGGGCACGCUAUGGAACUGUAGGUCGUCGCUGAGGCAACCAGUAACUAGGGGAAAGUGUACGCCAUGCAGGAGUCGUGGAGGGAAUUAUAAUGAAGUAUUACAGUUAGCUACUGUUUGAGAGGUGCUUUAGGACAAUGCAUAUAGAUGGUGUAGGGCAUAUCUUCUAACAUAUCAGACAAUAAUGCACUAUAAAUUAUUUUUACUAGUGGUUUCUGUAUACCUAAAGACCAAAAUUCAAGUAGCAUAGCUUACAUUUGGGGGGUUAUUUCCCCUCAAUCUGCUACAAUCUGCUCUUUAAGUGCCCCGUUUCCCUCUUGAACCUUGUCCUUUCCCUCAGCCACCAACCAUUCUAUUUUAGUCAUCCUUCCGCAGUGUUGCUGCCUCAACUCAGUGGGUAAUUAGGCGGGGUAUGUCUGGCUAGGUGAGUUAAGAUUACUUUAGUGGGUGUAACUACCUGUUUUAGUUGGCUUGGCUCCAUUGAUAAUGCAGCAUGGUCAUAACAGUUCUCCCUCAAAAGGUAUGAAUCAGUCAUCCUCCCAAAUAGGGUACACAUUUAAACUGUGGCCAGAAAAAGCUCUUCUCUCUUGGGCUAGUUAGAAUAUCUUGACUUGCUGCCAGGCCUUUAAAGAUCAGUUCAAAUCUGGCAGUCCAAUUGUAGUAGGAAGAUUUGUGUUAAUCCUGUGUGUGUGUGUGUGUGUGUGUGUGUCUUUAGACUAGGACUGGGAGGGAUAGGGCGGGGACCAGCCAGGCAUUGUCAGUCGGGAGGGAGUGGAUCAUGUGAAUACUUGAAUCAGACUUAUCCACCCAUGCCAAUGUGUGUAAUCACCUAUGGUAUUUGACUUGCUUAAUGAAGCUUUAGAAGCUGGUUUAGCUUUGCAGGAGUAAAACAUUGAAAUCUGUUGCCAGGCUAUGUUGUAAUGGGGUCACACACAUUGACGCAAAUAGACGCGCGCGCACACACACACCCACACACUGGCAAUGUGGUGUGGUGCCUGUACCUUUAAGAGCUGCUAACUGCACAGUGAGGUAGAAAGCAGGCCACUGCGGCUCUGCUGCCACUGGGACUCGCUGCAAGAUCUGGGGCCUAUAACGCAGAGAGGGUGGGAGGGAGGGAGUGAUGGUUAACGAGGGCCGUCAGCCCAGGCUGCCUCCCUGUGGGUACCAGCAAAGCAUGCUGGGAGGGACUCAGACCCCUGCAGCGCUGGGUGAGGAAACCCCACUCAUUCACUGAGCACUGCUCACCAGCCAGCCAGGCAGCAUCAGGAACAAUAGAGUGCUGUCUGUGUUCUGCUACAAGAGGGGCGCUGCUUCUCUGCUCUGUCAGGAUGACUUGUCUGUAAACAUGUUUUUUUUUUUCACUGUGUCAAGCAGCUGUGCUGCACAUUUGAACUGAUACACAAUAUUGCUCCUAACUCGAUAUUGUAGUAUAUUUGGAACAUUUUGAUAUUUAAUGGAGAUUUUGAUUUUUGAAACAUAAAAAUAAAAAUGUAUGCCUGCGGAGGAGCAGUGCUUGUGAAUUAAGACUAUUUUGUUUAUUUUUAUUACAUUUGAUGUAGCAAACUAAACUAAAUUGGAGGAAGGGUAAAAGAGGACUAUGAUAAACCAAGUUUCCUCAUUUAUUCACUCAAUCCUCCCUCGUUCAAUAAACCCCACAUAGUUGUCUAGAAUUGGAAAUAUUUUUAUCAGUUACAAUUACUGAAGCCUAUAUGGUGAGUGAGCAUUUUAAUCAUGUAAAACUAACCAGCUGCAGUGUAGCCUAAUUACACAACACAAUCCUGUCACUAACAGGAUAUAGAUAAGUGAUUCUGUUGUGGUUUUUCGCCUCUACUCAAUCUCAUGUAAGUGAGUGCCUCUACUAUGUGCAGCCCUGGAUUCAUUCCUAUUGCCCUUCUGUAACAGCCCCACGACGCAGCUGCUUACAAGCUCAUAACAUAUGGUGAAAUUAAUCGUAGCUGCCUUUUUUGACUCGGUAGGCCUGUAGAUGUGACAUGCUACAUCUCCUCAGUGUCUGUAUGUGGGACCAGAUGAUGCAGAGCUGCAGUGGCUCCCUCUCAGCUGUGCAUUACAUGUUAGUGGAGCAUGAGUCACAUACACAGCAGAGUUAGGUAAUGGUGGACGAACAGUGUGCCAGGUAGCGGGUGUGUGUGUGUGUGUGUGUCUCUGUGUGUCUCUGUGUGCCUUUGUAUGUCUGUUUGUGUAGCCUAUGCACAGGGCUAGAACGAUUUGGGUAGAAGCAGUGCUCUGUCAAGCACAGUGUGGGAUGAACAAAAUUGGGGGUGAAAGGAACGAAGUGGUAAAAAGUGGGCGUGUCCGUUCCCUACGGUUUCUCUAAGCACUUUUCUUGGUAGUCAGCCAAGCCUGCCACCAUGGUGUCAAAAACGUAGAAAAGCCUUCGGGGGGGGGGGGGGGGGGAGAGUUAGCAAAACAACAGAGACGCCAACAGAAUUUCCUCUGUGUGGUUGCAUUAAUGGAUCCUCUGUAGAGUGAGGGGAGUGGGAGGGUUGUUGUGUAUGCCUUGCUUUCUCUCCCCCUUAAUUGGCUGAAACGCACAGCAGCCAAGGUCUGGAGCCCCAAGAGGCAUAGUCCCACGUGGAGUCAGCCAUUUACACAAGGUUUCUUUAAAUGCCCCCUUUUCAUGCAAAGGAGGGAGGAUAUUUAAGUGCGCCAUAAAAGGGUUGCGUAACAGCACUGUAUAGGGAAUAUCAGUUCAAUUCGUAUAUACACACACACAAACAUGUACAGGGUUGUGGGAGCAGGUAUGAUAACACAGUGUCUAAUGCAUUCUGUAUACAGUAUGUUAUUCUUAGACUAGUUGCCAGAGGGGGAAAACACAGCAUUUUUUAUAGGUUGGCGGUUGGAGAUUACCAUUUGCUAGUCUUGUAUUCCAAAUGUGUGUUGUGCAAUAAGCAACUUGAAUUCUUCGCUCUUGUCUCCCCCCUAAUCUCAUAAACAAUAAUGCCCUCUCACCCACUUUCCACACACUAAAACAUGCACUCAUACAAACACACAUUUUCCUUCCAUAAACACACACACCUUUUCUCCUACACCCUUUCUUUCACCCACUCUAGUCAAGGAUUUGGUGCACUGGCGAGACCCCAAGAAGUCGGGCGUGGUGUUCGGCCUGUCCCUGCUGACGCUCCUGUCCCUGGCGGCGUUCAGCGUCAUCAGCGUGAUCUCCUACCUGCUCCUCGCCCUUCUCUGUGUCACCAUCACCUUCCGCAUCUACAAGUCCGUCGUCCAAGCCGUGCAGAAGUCCAAUGAUGGACACCCCUUCAAGUAAGGCAGCACACUCCAUAUGGAAACUUGUGAUGCUACUAAGUCUUGUAUUCAUUUGGCUAUUAGAACGAAUGUGGAAAAAGCCAGUGGUAAGAGGUUGCUUGGUAGGAGUGGUUGUUUUGACAAAAUGUCUACCUGAGUAGUCUGACUAGGGCCAUGAGUUUUUUCUCACCACAUGACCAGGAAAAUAUAAAUUCCCUAUUUAUAGGUUAUCGUUGUUCCCAUUGCUGUUUUUAGUACCAUGACUUCGUCUUCAUCAUAGUAUUUUUAGGCGCCAAUGGGAAAUGACUAUCUGCUGAAAUCCUUCCAAAUGAAAAAAUGCAAAGCUCCAGCAGGAUGUUUGUGCUUGUCAUCACAACCCCUGCCUGAGUGACUCAUUUCCUGCUGGUUUUAUUAAUAGAAACAACCUUUAUGGUCCAGUCAGAGCCUGAGGGGGGGCGUAUUUCAGUACAGAGCAGCACAGCCCAGUCAAACACAGAAUGAUGACUUCUUAUUUAUUUAUUUUACCCUUAUUUUACCAGGUAAAUUGACUGAACACAUUCUCAUUUACAGCAACUUCUACAAUGUACACUGAGUAUACAAAACAUUAAGAACACCUUCCUAGUAUUGAGUUGCACCCCCCACCCCCCCGCCCUCAGAACAGCCUCAAUUCGUCGGGGCAUGGACUCUACAAGGUGCUUCCCACAGUUGUGUCAGGUUGGCUGGAUGGCCUUUGGGUGGUGGACUAUUCUUGAUACACACGAGAAACUGUUGAGUGAGAAAAACCCAGCAGCGUUGCAGUUCUUGACACAAACCAGUGGCACCUACUACCAUACCAUGUUCAAAGGCACUUAAAUAUUUUGUCUUGCCCAUUCACCAUCUGAAUGGCACACACACACACAAUCCAUGUCUCAAUUGUGUUAAGGCUUAACAAUCCUUCUUUAACCUGUCUCCUCCCUUUCAUCUACACUGAUUGAAGUGGAUUUAACAAGUAAAAUCAAUAAGGGAUCAUAGCUUUCACCUGGAUUCACCUGGUCAGUCUGUCAUGGAUAGAGAAGGUGUUCUUAAUGUUUUGUACACUCAGUGUAUGCCUGAAAACAACUCCUUGAGUAGAAAAAAGCUAACUAGUGAAAUCAUCAAAUCCAGUGAAUUGAUCAAAUUAUAAAAUGAAAGCAGCUUGGUUGGUUUAGCUGAUUAGUACUUCUUAGCAGGUUAGCAUUACACGAUCAAAUAAAAGCCAUUGUUAGAUUUGACGUGUAGCAGGUUAGCCUGAUUGAGUUCACAGCUUCACACUUCUGCUGUGGUUGGUUCUCUUCAGGGCUCUGAUGGAGAAGGAUGUCAGCAUUCCCCCCGAGACCUUCCGCAAGCACGUGGACGUCAGUCUGACCUACAUCAACCGAUUCCUCAAACAGAUGAGCAAACUCUUCCUGGUCGAGGACAUCAUCGACUCCCUAAAGGUGGGUUUAGGUGUCUGUCCAGCUGCCUGUAUCUGAGCCUCUGCCCAUGAUGGAUGUGUUGGUGGACCAGUGAUCCAUUCCAUCGUACCCUGGUGUGUGCGCAUUGUUUUGCCUUUUACCUUGUUCAUAAAUAGACGUACACAACCCUAAAGAAGGUAUUAGACAAAACAGUCCUAAACAAGUGACAAUCCUGACUUGUUCCCAUAGGCCUCUGUCUAUUCUCUCCCCCUUAAACUCUCCUCUCCUCUUUUUAUAACUCUCACACACUAUGGAAGACACUACACAAGCCCUGGCUUAGCACCGCAGCCAUCCGAUAGCGGCUAGCUAGCUGACCCAGAAUGCAGCUCACAGCUAGCACUCUGUGGAGCGAGGGGAGGGGAGGGAAGAGAAGAGACGAGAAGAGAGGAGGAGGAGAGACGAGAAGAGAGGAGGAGGAGAGCCACUGCCAGUGUAACACUUUAUUAUAGCCCAGCCAACCAGACAUACCAAGAUUACUGUUGCUGGUCGAUCCCACGGCCACUCAUGCAGGGUUAAUGCUCCCUAUUGUGGCUCCACUCCCAGCCUUUGAAGUUAACAUUCCAUCCCUUCUGUCACGCCCUGGCUCUGGGGACUCUUAUAUGUUGAGCCAGGGUGUGUAGGUUUCUAUGUUAUAGUUUUCUAUGUUGUGUUCUAGAUCGUUUAGUUUCUAUGUUGGCCAGGGUGGUUCCCAAUCAGAGACAGCUGUAGCUUGUUGUCUCUGAUUGGGGGCAAUACUUAGGCAGCCUGUUUGGCACAGUUUAUUGUUUGUGUUCAACCAAGGACUUCACGUAUCAUUUGUUUUGUUGUUUUGAUUCGUGUUGUACAUUUAAUAAAGAAUGUACGCGUAUCACGCUGCGCCUUGGUCCGCUUCAUCUAACAACGAUCGUGACAGAAGAUCCCACCUCGACUGGAUCAAGCAGCGUGACGAGGAGAGAGGAUGGACCUGGGAGGAGAUGAGUGAGAGUCUGGCAAGAGGGAUGGAGGCCAUGAGCACGGGGGAGAGACAAGCCCAAAAAAAUUUUAGGGGGGCUCACGCCGUAGACAACGAGGCAGCAGGAGGCCACGAUAGAGCGGUUCAGCCGGUUAGCAGAGGAGGCCGCUAGGUUACGGGGGCCACUGGUCAUGAGGGAGAAGGAGAGUGUGGAGGCACGGCGAGAGGAACUGAGUAGGCAGUAGAGGGAGCGGAGGUUUAUGAGGAAACCCAGUCCCGCUCCUCGCACCAAGUAAGUGGUUUGUGUCACCAGUCCGGUCCGGCCCGUUCCUGAUUCCCGCACAAGGCCAGUGGUGUGUGUUCCCAGUACGGUCAGGUCCGUUCCUGCUCCCCGCACUAAGCCUGUAGUGCGCGUCGCCAGCACGGUCCGGCCUGUUCCUGCUCCCCGCACCAAGCCUGUGGUGCGCGUCGUCAGCCCGGUCCGGCCUGUUCCUGCUCCCCGCACCAAGCCAGUUGUGCGCGUCGCCAGCCCGGUCCGGCCCGUUCCUGCUCCCCGUACCAAGCCUGUGGUGCGCGUCGCCAGCCCGGUCCGGCCCGUUCCUGCUCCCCGCACCAAGCCAGUGGUGCGCGUCGCCAGCCCGGUCCGGCCCGUUCCUGCUCCCCGCACCAAGCCUGUGGUGCGCGUCGUCAGCCCGGUCCGGCCCGUUCCUACUCCCCGCACCAAGCCAGUGGUGCGCGUCGCCAGCCCGGUCCGGCCCGUUCCUGCUCCCCGUACCAAGCCUGUGGUGCGCGUCGCCAGCCCGGUCCGGCCCGUUCCUGCUCCCCGCACCAAGCCAGUGGUGCGCGUCGUCAGCCCGGUCCGGCCCGUUCCUGCUCCCCGCACCAAGCCAGUGGUGCGCGUCGCCAGCCCGGUCCGGCCCGUUCCUGCUCCCCGCACCAAGCCAGUGGUGCGCGUCGUCAGCCCGGUCCGGCCCCUUACCUGCUCCCCGCACCAAGCCAGUGGUGCGCGUCGUCAGCCCGGUCCGGCCCGUUCCUGCUCCCCGCACCAAGCCAGUGGUGCGCGUCGUCAGUCCGGCACGGUCCGUGCCUGUUCCACCCAGGCACCGGGUGGUUUCUAUGUUAUAGUUUUUCUAUGUUGUGUUCUAGAUCGUUUAGUUUCUAUGUUGGCCAGGUGGUUCCCAAUCAGAGACAGCUGUAGCUGUUGUCUCUGAUUGGGGACCAUACUUAGGCAGCCUGUUUGGCACAGUUUAUUGUGGGAUCUUGUUCCGGAAGGUUUGUGUUCAACCCAGGACUUCACGUAUCGUUUGUUUUGUUGUUUUGAUUCGUGUUGUACAUUUAAUAAAGAAUGUACGCAUAUCACGCUGCGCCUUGGUCCGCUUCAUCUAACAACGAUCAUGACACCUUCCCUAGCUGGAGGUAGAAGUAGCGCCUAACCACAGAUCUAGGAUCAGAUUAUCCUACCUCCCAUGCCAUAGCCUAAACCAGCAAUUGGAUUAGAAAAUAUUACAAUAUUUGACCCUAGAACAGAUGUUAAGGGACAACUUCUUCCUAAUCCUCCCACUCCUGAGUAUGGAUACCAUGGGUAUGUAUAAACCGAGGAUGAAUUGGGUAGGAUGCAACUGUACCGAACAUUCCGAUAGAAAUGUAAUGCAUAGAGAUGACACGAUUCCCUAUUCCACAUGACAGAAAACCAUGCCUGUUCUACAUUUCACUCUGCAACAUUUGAACCACUUCACCCCUCUGAAUAGGCGCCAGGCACACAGUGUUCUAAUCAUUGACUUAAUAUGGCAUCAUUGGCUCUAACCCGGGUCUGUUUUCUUCUUCUCCCAGCUGGCUGUAGUGAUGUGGCUGCUGACCUACGUAGGAGCUGUCUUCAACGGCAUCACCAUCUUCAUCCUGGGUAAGAGGCUACCGCAGCACUAA
Coregonus sp. 'balchen' is the source of this 13129-nucleotide messenger RNA. NCBI's taxonomy places the organism in Eukaryota, Metazoa, Chordata, Actinopteri, Salmoniformes, Salmonidae. The record is from the annotation of a GenBank genome assembly.